Molecule: messenger RNA, 1642 nt
Organism: Sinocyclocheilus grahami
Lineage: Eukaryota; Metazoa; Chordata; Actinopteri; Cypriniformes; Cyprinidae
Product: sushi, nidogen and EGF-like domain-containing protein 1
Exons: 16
Coding region: 1-1281 (426 amino acids)
Biological process (GO): cell-matrix adhesion
Source: RefSeq, a predicted model, not a curated record
AUGGCGAGGAAUAUUUUACCCAUUUGGCUGGGCAGUGCAAGAGCAGCUCAGAAGAAGCUGUAUGAGAUUAACAUCGGUCUAGUGAGAAUAAAGCUCUUUCUGGCAACUGAAGAAACACUUCUACAUUGCGGUUUUAUCCCUGACUUCAUCAUGAGAUUGUUUCGGGUUUCACAACAUCUGCUGGUGUUCAUAUCAGUCAUGUCACUGACCAGAGCACAAACAACAUCUGCACCAACAACAACAGAAGAAACCACUACAUUGGCAACCACAUUAGUUACAACAGAAACUACAACACCACCACCACCAACAACAGCAGAAACUACCACCAGAGUGGAAUCCACCACAACAGGCAUUACAGCAGCACCUGCACCAACAACACUGUCAAAAACCACCACAUCAACCACCACAAUCUCAACCACCACUGCAACAACAACUCCAUGGGCAGCACCGGCGAUAUUUUAUCCAUUCGGCACAGAUGAAGGAGACACAGAAAUUAUUGAAACUGGUUCCGAAACCUACGGAUUUGUUACCUUCUCCACUCCGUUUGUGUACUUUGGCCGGAAGUACAACACUACAUACGUUAAUAAUAACGGACUCAUUACAUUCACCCAACCUUUACCAGAAGUUCAUCCUCCUUACCCUUUUCCCACAUAUGGAAAUGAGGAUUACAUUGCUCCGCUCUGGACCGAGCUUGAUGAAGUUGGUAUAGGUAGAUACUCGUAUCAGCAGUACACCAGUGGAAGUGUCCUCACUCGCGCCACUCAGGAUAUAAACCAGUAUUUCCCUGGAAGGGGCUUCUCUGCUUCUUGGGUCUUUGUUGUAACGUGGGACUAUGUGCUAACAUGGGAUAUUAAUGUAUUUAACAGUCACGCAGGCCCGGCAAUUACUUUUCAAGCAGUUUUAAUGUCAGGUGGUGGUUUUUCGUUCAUUUUAAUGCAUUAUGGUGACUGUGCUGGGGAGCAAUAUGCAGCUCAGGCUGGAUACGACACAAUAGGCUCCACGGACUACUAUCAAAUUCACCAUAAUCCAAAUGAUGGCUACUCCAUCCCAAUCCUCAACACCUUGACUAAUGUAGGCAUUCCGGGACGUUGGGCCUUUCUUGUGAACAACGGAUCAGAAAUCGUCAUGGGAGUUCAAAUGAAGCUUGAGUCGUUUUCAGACCUAACACAGAGUGGAAAGAUCGAGGUUGUUUUGCAUCAAAUCAAACAAGAGCUGAUCAAUCAUGGAGUGUCAAGUAACUUUGAGCUGAAGUUAAGAAAAGUCAAAAAGACACAGAUGUAACACAUGGAUGGGAAUUAAAACUCUGAUUGUCAGUGACGUUGAAGAUGUAGAAACUGAUAAAGAGAGGAAUGUCAUUACACAGGAAGGGAACGUGUAUAUUUUCUCACUCUACAACGUCAGUUUUUUUUAAACACAUCUAAUAACUAAAACGCAACCAUGAUUUAGCACUAAUGAAGAAAUAAUGUAUGAAAAAUGAAUUAUAUACCAUGUUCAUUUAGCUAGAAUAAUCAUUGCUUUUCCUUUUUUUGUCCUGCCUCCUCAAGAGUUUCAGGGGGUUUAACUAAUAAAACUGAUCUGUAUGUGAACAAUAAAAUGAAACCUGUUCUUCGUCUACAGCUCCAUUUACUUGAAGCAUUACUCA